Messenger RNA from Aplosporella prunicola CBS 121167, 1595 nucleotides. RefSeq lists its product as uncharacterized. The coding region runs from base 387 to 1115 and encodes 242 amino acids. Lineage: Eukaryota; Fungi; Ascomycota; Dothideomycetes; Botryosphaeriales; Aplosporellaceae. The transcript has 2 exons. The record is from RefSeq and is a predicted model, not a curated record.
UGAAUCCCCGAGCGAUGUUGAAAGCCAUUGCAAUCCCCGAGAGUCAAAGAAAUUACCAGGAUUCUCUCUCUUAUUCGGCAAGCUUCGGACAUAGUACGGGUGCCUUCCGAUGGUGAUACUGUGAAAUGGUGUUGUGAAAGUGUUAGACUUGGAAAGAUCUUCCAUCGGCCUUCCUAUGACGUGUGUUUAAGUCGGCACGGGACAGCCCUGAAAGUGCAAACAAAGUGAACUGCUAAAAUAGAUCUAAAUUUUCCUCCUUCCAACCUCAACAUCGCGGCCAGCCAACUCGCAAACCUCUCACAAACCACCAACCACUACUCACUCUCGCAAUCAACAUCAGCUCUUUUGAGCUCACACUCGCCUUGAACGACCAGGCCGAUCAAGCCAUGUCUAGAGAGGAGUUCUUGCCCGGGUCAGUUGUCCCGAAGCGCUUCGAAUGGUCUACGGAUUGGAAACGCCCGCGCCCGUCCUGGAGCUCUAGCUACGGGUUGAAGGAUACGGACAAGCUGGUCUUGUGGGAAGGUACCGGAGACCCAUUCUUCGUGCGCAAGGACGGCAGCCAGCGCCUGCCCCCCAAAGGAGUUCACUUGUCCUCGGAGUCGAUCGGCCUUCUUUACGACCUAGUCGACGACGGUCCACUUGGACUGACGGCUCUGCACGAAAACUGGCCAUUCGCGAUGCACUUGUACAUCAUCCAUCCCGGAUACCGCCCCAUGGGCUGCGCGUACAAGAUUUUGAAGAGCGGCGUCUGGUACUUUGGCGUCUACCGUGGCUACUACCUAUUGUGUGGCGAUGAAGGCUACACUCAGUUCAAGGACAAGGAGGCGGAAGAUGCCAAGAAGGAGGGCAGGGAACCCGAGGACAUCAACGAACCCGAACGUCAGCCUUGGGUGGUUGGUGAUGUGCCCGAGGAGUUGAACUGGCACGACGACUUCGACGCUGACCAGAUCCGGAUUUACACGGAGCCUUUCCCUGUGUGCCAUCCACCCAUCGCCAAGGACCGUGUCAUUGUCACGGACCUCGCUAGGCCGAGUCCUUCGUGGCGCGGGAAGGCCACCCGUGCUGACAUUUACGCCUCGGCAUCCUACCAGCUACAAUCACCCAUCUUCCGAUGACGACCGCGAACGUCUCGCCCGUAUCGCCGCCGCGCCUAGCGUUUGGGAUGUCGCCAAAGAGGACUGGCCCGUUGCUCAGCGUCGCCGCUCCUAGCACCCUUCCUAUCCCGUCACUGCUCAGACUUUGGCGUCCAGACCCGUCAGUCCGCCUCGUCUCAACGUGCAGCAGCUCCUAACCAAUCGAGAUAUUAAGGCCGAAUCCGACACUGACUCCACACAGUUAACAGUUCCCUCUGGAAUUCUUUUUUGCUUUUGGUCUGAUGGAGACUUUGCGUUGGAGGAUACGGAGGUGCGGGGAGGCUCACUAUUCUAUUUGAGCAUGAAGAAUGCCAGUAGUUUGAUCGAUCAUGGGGGAGCAGCUGGUGGGUGAAUGCAUUCAGAAGGUCUUUACUAAAUGCAGAGGAUGAAGAAGACGAUUUUCCCUUGGACAGCGAAGAUAACACAAUUGCUUUUAAAUCCAUACCCCGCCUUAUUGCGUGC